GUAGUAUCGAAAAACAUCGUACAAAGUUGCAGCUCUAGAAAUUGCUGCUUGCAAGCGAAACAAAAUAACAAAUAAACAAUUAGUGCAGCGAUAUCAACUACUCGCGAUUACGUGGAUCACAGCGAGGGCGGCAGCGCCAACUAGUGCAAUAAUUCAGCCAUCAGUUUCGUGGUCCGGGAAACUCAAUUAAGAAUCCCGCACACACACACACACAUGCAGCCGCACACAGGAGACAACAAUCACACACACAGGCGCAAGUUGUAGGAGCCCCAGAGCCAGAAGAAGAAGCAGCAGCAGAAGAACGACAGCUCCCCGCGGUGGUGAAGGUCACCCAGAGGGAGGAAUACAACGCGGAGGAGGAGGCGGAGCACCAGGAGCACUCACACACUCAGCCACUAAAUGGCCGAUGGAAAUGGGCUGCCAGCGGGUGCAGCUUCCGGCGGCAUGGAAGCCGGGCAGACGGUGAAUGGAGCGGGAUCCGCUAGCCCCACGCCCACUUCCAGUUCGGUAGCGGGGGCGGGGGCCAGUGGGAGCGGCAAUCAAGGAUAUCAUCAAUUAAGCGUGACAAUCGAGGAGGCUUCGCUGCGCAACAAUGGCUUCCUCAAGCCAAAUCCCUACGUGGAGCUCUUGAUUGACAGCAAAAGCAAACGGAAAACAGACCUGGUGAAGAACAGCUAUUUGCCCAAGUGGAAUGAGGAAUUCACAGUGCUGAUCACACCCAAUUCAACGCUCCACUUCAAAGUGCUGGAUCACUCCAGUUUCCGUAAAGAUGCCAUGCUUGGAGAGCGGAUCAUUAACCUGGCGCACAUUCUGCAGCAUUACAAUGGGCGGUGCGAGUUCCUUGAGCUGACCAUCGAUCUGUUCGUGACCAGCAAGUCGGACAAUCGCCAGACGAAAAGCGGCGAGCUAGUGGCCAUCCUCAAUGGCCUCAAACUUGAUAUGAGCAAGCUGCAGAUUCAGCCAGUAGGUGGCCAACAGAAUGGCAAUCCACCCGUCCAGGCAGUCAAUCCGUCGGUGGUCAGUGAUGCGGCCGCCGGACGAAGUUGCAUGAUCUACGGUGGAGUACGGGCACGGAUGCGACUACGCUCUAGCAGUGGAAAUAGCAACGGCGGAGAAAGCCGCUCUCCUUUGCCUAAUGGAUCUGGAGAUCAAAGGAGAUCUACGCAGGCGCCCCCGGUGUGGGAACAGCAGCAACAAUCCCAGAAUCAACCGCAACCCCUGAGAAUGGUCAAUGGCAGUGGGGCAGCAGUGCCGCAGACAGCUCCGUAUCCCCAGCAGCCACCAGCUCCCGCACUAGCUCGUCCUCUAACCCAAGUGUACGGAGCGCUACCAGAGAAUACACAACCAGCAGCUGUUUAUUUGCCAGCAGGUGGAGGAGCAGCAGUAGGACAACCUGGAGUAGCAGGCCCACCAAUUGAACAGCCAGGCGUUGGACUGCCCGUGAGCCAAAGCACAGAUCCGCAACUGCAGACACAACCAGCGGAUGAUGAGCCGCUGCCUGCAGGGUGGGAAAUCCGCCUGGACCAGUAUGGUCGGAGAUACUACGUAGAUCACAAUACACGAUCCACCUACUGGGAGAAACCAACGCCGCUGCCCCCGGGCUGGGAGAUCAGGAAAGAUGGGCGCGGUCGCGUUUACUACGUAGACCACAACACAAGAAAAACAACCUGGCAGCGGCCGAAUAGUGAGCGUUUGAUGCACUUCCAGCACUGGCAGGGUCAGCGAGCCCACGUUGUGUCCCAGGGCAACCAGCGAUACCUGUACUCCCAGCAGCAGCAGCAGCCAACGGCGGUGACGGCCCAAGUGACGCAGGACGACGAGGAUGCACUGGGUCCCCUACCAGAUGGAUGGGAGAAGAAGAUCCAAUCGGACAACAGAGUGUACUUUGUCAACCACAAAAACCGAACCACCCAGUGGGAGGAUCCACGCACGCAGGGCCAGGAGGUGAGCCUGAUCAACGAGGGCCCGCUUCCACCCGGCUGGGAAAUCCGCUAUACAGCCGCCGGUGAGCGCUUCUUCGUGGAUCACAAUACGAGGCGAACCACCUUCGAGGAUCCUCGACCAGGGGCUCCCAAGGGAGCCAAAGGAGUGUAUGGAGUUCCACGCGCCUACGAACGCAGUUUCCGCUGGAAGCUGUCGCAGUUCCGGUACUUGUGCCAGAGUAACGCUUUGCCAUCGCACAUCAAGAUCACGGUGACGCGACAAACCCUGUUCGAGGAUUCAUACCACCAGAUCAUGCGUCUGCCGGCAUACGAACUUCGAAGGCGGCUCUAUAUCAUAUUCCGUGGCGAGGAGGGACUGGAUUAUGGUGGAGUAUCUCGCGAGUGGUUCUUCUUGCUUUCCCACGAGGUCCUGAAUCCCAUGUACUGCUUGUUUGAGUACGCGAACAAGAACAACUACAGCCUGCAGAUAAACCCCGCCUCGUACGUGAACCCCGAUCACCUGCAGUACUUCAAGUUCAUCGGUCGCUUUAUCGCGAUGGCCCUGUAUCAUGGAAGGUUUAUCUACAGUGGAUUCACAAUGCCAUUUUACAAGCGCAUGCUGAACAAGAAGUUGACCAUCAAGGACAUCGAGACGAUCGAUCCAGAGUUCUACAACUCGCUUAUCUGGGUGAAAGAUAACAACAUUGAUGAGUGCGGAUUGGAGCUCUGGUUUAGCGUGGACUUCGAAGUGCUCGGCCAGAUAAUCCAUCAUGAGUUGAAGGAGAACGGGGAGAAAGAGCGGGUCACGGAGGAGAACAAGGAGGAGUACAUCACACUCAUGACAGAGUGGCGGAUGACGCGGGGCAUUGAGCAGCAGACAAAGACGUUCCUGGAAGGCUUCAAUGAGGUGGUGCCUCUGGAGUGGCUCAAGUACUUUGAUGAGCGCGAGUUGGAGCUUAUUUUAUGCGGCAUGCAGGACGUGGACGUGGAGGACUGGCAGCGCAACACAAUCUAUAGGCACUAUAACCGCAACUCUAAGCAAGUUGUCUGGUUCUGGCAGUUUGUUCGCGAGACGGAUAACGAGAAGCGUGCUCGCCUGCUGCAGUUUGUGACGGGCACGUGUCGCGUGCCGGUCGGAGGAUUCGCCGAGCUAAUGGGCUCCAACGGGCCACAGCGCUUCUGCAUCGAAAAGGUGGGCAAGGAGACGUGGCUGCCACGCUCGCACACCUGCUUCAAUCGAUUGGACCUGCCGCCGUACAAGAGCUACGAUCAGCUGGUGGAGAAGCUGACCUUUGCCAUCGAGGAGACUGAGGGCUUCUGCCAGGAAUGAGUGGCAGUCGAUUUGUGGUCGGUUUGUUGAUUAAUGUUUAAUUCCAGUUAAGCGCCUGCUUUACCGUCCCCUCCCCCUUUCCAUUUGACGACCACGUUGCGUUAAAUAGUUACUGUUAUUAUUAUUAUUAUUACAUACGUAUGUAUUACUACUGUAUACUGUAAACACGAAACACACACUUUUGUCUGUCUAUUCCUAUGUUCGCUACCGAUAUCAAACGAGAUAUUUGUUAAAAGUGCGCGAAACUUGAUCACGAUGUAUGUAUGAAUGUAUUGAGAGCCUAUUUUAGAGAUAUUUAUAGUUUGUUAGGCAUAAUUUAUCUACAGCUCUGUAAAUUUAAAAUACGGUUUAAAUGAUUCGCUUCUGUUAAUGUUUUUUUACGACCAUCUUCAAAUGUAAUUGUCGAUACAUUUCUUUGGGUCUUUGUUUUACGCCGAUAAAUAAAACCACCUACCAGUUUAGCUAAGCCUUUAAGAACGUAAGCACCGCCAUUCCCAGAAAAAAUUCAUAAUUUGAACUUGGGCUUGUUAAAGGCAUCCCUCCGUUUGGCUGAUAUCAAACUGUUUAGCAAUCGCAACCAAAUGUUACGUUUUCGCCAUAAGAUUGCACUCUGAUUGCUUCUAGUUCAAUUGUACAACGAGCCCCGGCUUGCAUGUUUUUAACCACUAUUGGUGAAUUUAUAUUGAUACGCUCCAAUUGUAAAUAGUUUACUCGACCGAAUUCAAAUUGUUGACGAACUGAGUUUGGUGUACUGGCAAACUGUUUUAGCUGUUCAAUUGUUUAUCAAGCAUACACAGAAAUCUAAAUAGAAACUAUAUUUUAAAUAUGUAUAUCCACACAAACACUGACAGAAACAUCGUGAGAACUUGAAACACCGCAAACAAACAAAAUACGUUAGGAUUUUAAACGACAAACAAAGGAAUACACUUAAACCAAUAAUAAAUUCAAAUAGCAAUAAUUGUUGUUAACAAAACUAAAGGUAGCGAAGAGAGAUCGACGACAGCGAUUCGUAUAUUAACUACGCUACACAAAAGUGCGGACUAAGACAAAUCGGAGGAUUAGGAGGUGCGGCGUAUAUAGGGUUGAUUGUGUACGAGUACAUAUUAAAUAUAUAUAUUAUAUAUUAAAUAGAUUUUAUUUAGUUUAAUGCAAUGUGUACUGUAUUAUAUAAAAUAAAUGCAAAAUUAUUUAGUGAUACAUGGCCGCUCAAAUAA
Messenger RNA from Drosophila yakuba, 4466 nucleotides. RefSeq names its product E3 ubiquitin-protein ligase Su(dx) (gene Su(dx)). Gene Ontology annotation, molecular function: ubiquitin protein ligase activity; protein binding. The transcript has 7 exons. NCBI's taxonomy places the organism in Eukaryota, Metazoa, Arthropoda, Insecta, Diptera, Drosophilidae. The record is from RefSeq and is a predicted model, not a curated record. The coding region runs from base 400 to 3252 and encodes 950 amino acids. Gene Ontology annotation, biological process: ubiquitin-dependent protein catabolic process.